GCAUUGAACAAUGGAGAUGAAUAACUCUAAACAGCUUGAUAUGAAAGUAAACGGAGAUUUAAACGGGCAAAAUGGUGCUUUAAGACUUCAAGUUGUUAACAUCAGUGGAACAAAGUUUCACAUGUUAGAUGAGUUAUGGGUAAAAAUUAAAAAGAAAAUACCACGCAAAUUUCAAGGUGAAAUGCAUGCUUUUGAAGAUGAAGUGUUUGUUGCCAGGGAUCACCGUGCAUUCCAGGCAAUACUGAACGAGCAACUUGGCAGUGAGCUUCAUAUGCCGAGUGAUAUGUGUCCAUCAGUUUUCCGGAAAGAACUUGAAUAUUGGGGAAUUGAAGAAACAGAUUUGGCAAAAUGUUGUUUUGUGAAGUAUAUGGCAUAUUUUGAAGAUCAAGACGCAUUAAAGAUUCUGGAGGAGGACGAGAAACAAAAGACAACAGACAGGAUGAGACUGGAAAGUAUGAGUCACCAGCACGGCUGGCGGGGCUUUCAGGCAAAAAUAUGGCUUAUCUUGAAUGAACCAUAUCAUUCUAAUUAUUCCAAGGUAUACUUCAUACUUCAUGUGCUGCUAAUUACAAUUUCACUAUUUGCGCUAGUAGCGGGAACACAUCAUUCCUUCCAGCGACCUCUUAAUAUUAAUGAAUGGAAACUUUAUUUUGGAAACGAUUGGGACGACUAUAAACAUCAUUUUUAUGAUGCAGAUGUUUCUUCCUCCGAUUCUCAAGCAGACGUUGAAUCAUCGGCUGAACCGGAAGUUGAAUCGGAAGCGGAACCGGAAGUAAAUGCAGAAUCAGAAGCUGAAACGGAAUCGCAAUCUAAUAGUUCUACCUCGGCAUACGUUCAAACUACGCCAGAGCCAUCUGAAAUGUCCACGACUGAGCUGUCGACGGAUCCUGAGCCAUGUGACGAAGAAGUACAAGCAGAAGAUGAUUCAGAAUCAUUGCCCUUACCAGAAAACACUCGUGCACGAUUUUUAUUCUUAGAUAUCAUCGAAUUUUUCAGUAUAGCAUGUUUCACAAUAGACCUUAUUGUAAGGCUGGUAAUUUGUCCUUUCAAAUAUAAACUUCUGUUUUCAUUUUUACAUUGGGUUGAUGUGUUUGCACUUGCAGUGAUGUAUGCUAAAUAUAUUGUUGAAGCAAUUUAUCCAAAGGAGAAGUACGAAGCAUCCGUUCUAGAUAUUCUACAUUGUUUACAAGUGGUUAGAAUACUUCAAAUGUUUAGACUUGUACAGAAUUCAGUGGGUUUUCGAGUGCUACUCUAUGCUUUCAAGGCAAGCUUCACUGAACUUAUGCAUAUGUCUCUUUUUCUUUUCGUUGCUAUGUUGUUGUUUUCUACCUUAAUAUAUUUUUCCGGUGACUUAAACUUUCCUAAUAUUCCUGACGCAUUUUGGUGGUCGCUGAUCACCAUGACUACGGUUGGCUACGGUGACAUGGUUCCCAAGCAACCACUCUCAAGAUUUAUUGGUGUUUUAUGCGCAAUCACAGGUGUUUGUGUGAUUGCAGUAAUUAUUCCAAUAUUUGUCAACAAUUUUAUGCUAUUCUACACAUACUCAAAAGUUUGGGGGAGAAAGAACGAUCACUCGAAUCGUAAAAUAAAAGUAACCCAAGUUGCUGCAGCAGACACACCUUCAUCGUAUACUGACAGAAUGUAUUAGGUAUUUAUAAACUGAUAAAACGAACAAGUUGGUGAAGCUAUAAUCGAAUGUUCUCCCAAAAAUUCUUGUCAGCGAAACCAUAAGAAAGCAUAACUGAUUUCUUUUUCGAUCGACUAAUUUUGGAACAUAUAGACAUUCGCUCAGUUUUACUGAU
Molecule: messenger RNA, 1802 nt
Organism: Mercenaria mercenaria
Lineage: Eukaryota; Metazoa; Mollusca; Bivalvia; Venerida; Veneridae
Product: potassium voltage-gated channel protein Shaw-like
Exons: 3
Coding region: 11-1648 (545 amino acids)
Biological process (GO): protein homooligomerization; potassium ion transmembrane transport
Cellular component (GO): voltage-gated potassium channel complex; membrane
Molecular function (GO): delayed rectifier potassium channel activity
Source: RefSeq, a predicted model, not a curated record